Molecule: messenger RNA, 2248 nt
Organism: Dromiciops gliroides (monito del monte)
Lineage: Eukaryota; Metazoa; Chordata; Mammalia; Microbiotheria; Microbiotheriidae
Gene: DMRTA1
Product: DMRT like family A1
Exons: 2
Coding region: 372-1850 (492 amino acids)
Biological process (GO): sex differentiation; regulation of transcription by RNA polymerase II
Cellular component (GO): nucleus
Molecular function (GO): RNA polymerase II cis-regulatory region sequence-specific DNA binding; protein binding; DNA-binding transcription factor activity, RNA polymerase II-specific
Source: RefSeq, a predicted model, not a curated record
UAAGCUCUCUUUUGGUCUCAGCUUUUCCAGGUGAUUGGUGGGCGUGGUGCCCUCAUCCACAGAGGCUGUAGCUUCCACUUGGGUCCGUUGUGGCAUUAAGUGCGUGCACCAGAAGGCGAAAGAGCGCACAAGGCAAAAGGAGGCGGCCCUGGAAGCUGUAGUUAUUCCACUUCCCAGUUUCUGAAGCUGCUGUCCCAGACUUCAUUACGCAAAGAGCGGACAACUUUGUUUCUGGCUGGAUCAGGGAUAACCCUGCUAAGUGCCUGACCCUAAUCCCCCUCUUCAACUCUAGCAGCGGCUGGUUGUGGGCAGCACAAAGAAGGUUGAGCUUCCUGACUUCUUGUAAACUGCCCCACCUUAGCGUCCCGGGGAUGGAGGCUGCCAACCGGAGCAGUAGUGACUCGAGCAGACAGGCCUCGUCCUCAGGGCCGGCGGCCCCAUCUACAGCGGCCGCUUCCUCUUCAUUGUCUACGACCUCCGGGGUAACCAUCCCUCCAGCUUUCCUUCGGCCCCCUACCCUGUUCUUGAGGGCAGCAGCAGUGGCGGCCGCCGGGAAUGGAGCUUGUCCCUCUGCUGCAGGGCUGGAGAGGGGGGUUGGCGCCUUGGGCUGUGGGGGCUACCCACGGACACCCAAGUGCGCCCGCUGCCGCAACCACGGGGUGGUGUCCGCGCUCAAGGGCCACAAGCGUUUCUGUCGCUGGCGGGACUGUGCCUGCGCCAAGUGCACCCUGAUCGCCGAGCGCCAGCGAGUGAUGGCCGCGCAGGUUGCACUCCGACGGCAACAGGCUCAGGAGGAGAGCGAGGUCCGCGGGCUGCAAAGACUCCUCUACCCGGGACAGGCCGCUGGUAGUCGGGGAGCUGGAGGCUGCGUGAACUCAGAACUUUCCCCAGCAGCAGGGGGUGGAGUGGGGGUUGCAGAGGGGCUGAACCUGGGAACUGGGUGUCUAGGGAGUCGGCGGGCUGCUCCUUUCGAUAUUUUCUACCCAGAUUACCGGGAAGAUAAAAGAGAUUCAAAGGUUCAGAAAGUUGGCUCAUACCACAGUAGUCUAGAUAGUCCAAUAACCACCUCACUUCAGCUUUCCUUGAGAUCUCCUGAGUCUAUUGGUGCUAAUGGAGAUGAUGAAGAGAAGCCAUCUGGGUCAGAAAACUCAGACAAGGAAGAGAGCAUUCAAUCCCCUCACCCUGAGGAGCAGUCAGAAGGUACAGAGAGUCCUAGAUCUUUGUCAUCCUCUGAUAUGGAAUCAGGAAAUGAAAGUGAAUUGGCCAAAGACUUUGCUGCUCCUAGGUCCAAUCUUCCCACAGUUUCCUCCAGAUCAAGAGACCCACUUGAUAUUCUUACUAAGGUUUUCCCAAGUUACAAACGCAGCCGACUAGAAAGUAUUCUGCAGUACUGCAAAGGAGAUGUAGUCCAAGCCAUAGAAGAAGUCCUGAAUGGAAAAGAACACAAACAAGACACUGCAGACUUUGUAAACUCAGUGGGAGCCGAAUUGACAGCUUUGCAAAGAACUAAUUUUAGCUUAGCUGGGCUAGGGAAAGGAACGCUAGGGAAUAAAUCAGCCUUUUCUCCUUUGCAUACUAGUUCCACUCCAUUUGGGGGUGAUCCAAAUCUCUAUAGCCUAAAUCCUAGGCUAGGUAUCAGUCCAUUACGUCUAUCAUAUUCCUCUCCAGGAAGAGCACUGUCUAGUUUUAUGUCACCCUACCUAACAACUGGGCUGGUUCCAGCUUUGCCUUUCCGGCCAACUAUAGACUAUUCAUUUUCAGGAAUGAUCAGGGAUGCUUCUUACUUUACCAGCAAAGACUCAGUGACCAGUAGUGGACUAUAUUCCAGAUUAAAUCAGGAAAAUCAGUAAUUUUUGUCCCUUUUCAUGGAAUAUUUUGGGGAUCAUGCAAGUGUUGCCAGUGUUGUGACAUCUGUCCUCAAAAAUAUUUUUUUCUUCAAACAUUAAAUUACUUCCCUAAAGAAGCAUUUGACAAUGAUGUGUGCCUUGAAUGAACCUGUAUUAAGAAAUGUUAUAUUUCUAAAGUGAAAUAUUGAAAACCACCUAUUAGCAAUAACUAUGUAAAGCUGUUUAUCUUACUUUCUAAAUGAUUUUCUGUUAAAAAGUUGCUUUGACAAAAAUAACAACUGUAAAACUGAAAUUUAUUUUGGUGAAAGGUAGUUUUAUUUGUCUUUAAAAAACUUUUGUAGUUGAAAAUCUAUCCAGUGUAUGGUAAAUUGUUGCAAGUUAAAUGUUCACUGUGAGAUCGA